Molecule: messenger RNA, 682 nt
Organism: Ricinus communis (castor bean)
Lineage: Eukaryota; Viridiplantae; Streptophyta; Magnoliopsida; Malpighiales; Euphorbiaceae
Exons: 1
Coding region: 166-636 (156 amino acids)
Source: RefSeq, a predicted model, not a curated record
AACACGGAUUUUACACGAAUUUUGCUAACUCCUAACUAUUUAGGUUUAACGAUUCUCCCUUCCUUCUUUUUCUUUUUCUUUUUUGUUUUGCUGUUCUUCUCUUCAUUGAACUCUAUAAAUUUCGCUUCAGUUGCUAGCUCUCUUUGUCAAUCCACUUACUAAUUAAUGGAAGCAUUUGAACUCCAUACCCAACUUCACCUUCUUUCCUUCAAGCACUUUUCCCUCCAUGGAAGAAGAUCACCACCAUCAAGAAUGGUUAUGUUCAGUGCAAGUAAUAGAGAAUCAAGGAAGAGAGGUUACAGCAGUGGUAGGCUUGUGGAUGAGAAUAUGAUUACCCUCCGGAUGCGAAUUCGGGAGAUGAAGAUGUUAGAAACAAGUGAUGAAGAGCAGCUGCCUUUCGGUUGGAUGGAGUGGGAGAAGAAACUUUUUCUGCAUUAUAAUGAACAUGUUUAUGAAGCCCUAGGGUUUCUGCAAAACCAUUUCAUGAAUACUAGGCCAUGUUUGGCUUUAGGGUUAGUUGCAGUUGCUGUGCUGUGUGUGCCGAUAUCAACAGGAGUUGUCUUGUUUCAUUUUAUGCACUUCUCUAAGGAUAUCUUAUCUUUGGGGUUUCCACCACUUAGUAUAAUGUUUUGGUGACCAAAGAACUUCAAUAUAAAAGGGAAAAAUGAAGUCUUUUUUUUUA